Galeopterus variegatus (Sunda flying lemur) is the source of this 3589-nucleotide messenger RNA. It is a transcript of the gene UTP25, whose product is annotated as digestive organ expansion factor homolog (zebrafish). The transcript has 12 exons. The record is from RefSeq and is a predicted model, not a curated record. Lineage: Eukaryota; Metazoa; Chordata; Mammalia; Dermoptera; Cynocephalidae. Gene Ontology annotation, cellular component: nucleolus; small-subunit processome. Gene Ontology annotation, molecular function: rRNA binding; U3 snoRNA binding. Gene Ontology annotation, biological process: maturation of SSU-rRNA from tricistronic rRNA transcript (SSU-rRNA, 5.8S rRNA, LSU-rRNA). The coding region runs from base 77 to 2338 and encodes 753 amino acids.
ACGUGCGGGUAUUGACGGCGCAACUUCCUGGUGAGAAGCGCGACUCUCGGUGGCACGCAGUCUUGACAUUUUCGCCAUGGGCAAACGCGGGAGCCGCAGCCAGAGCCAGCUGCUCAGCACUCUGACUAAAAAGCAGAAGAAGCAUCUGCGGGAUUUCGGCGAGGAGCAUCCCUUCUAUGACAGGGUUUCCAGAAAAGAAGUAAAACCACAGAUUUGUCAACUGUCAGAAAGUUCAGAUACUUCAAAUUCUGAAAGUGAAGCAGAGAGUGAACCAGAACAAGUAUCUGGGUACCACAGACUACUUGCUACACUAAAAAAUGUUUCAGAGGAGGAAGAGGAAGAUGAGGAGGAGGAAGGAGACAGUGUUGUAGGUGAUGCAGAAAUGAAUGAUGAAGAUGGUGAUGCUGACAUCAGUGUGGAAGAAGAGACAGCAGCAGAAUCUACUGAAAUGCAAGAGAAUGUGGCCUUAUCUGCUGACCCUGAAGGAAAAGAUGGGGAAGGGCCAGCUGUCACGUCACAAGAAUCCCCAGAGGAGUUCACAGAUGCAAAACACGAGUCACUGUUCAGCCUGGAAACCAAUUUUCUCGAAGAGGAAAGUAGAGACAACUGUUCUCUGAAAGCUUCACAAGAUCCAUUUCUACAACAUGUGAACAAUGAACUGAAAGAAAAAGAAAUUCAAGCUGUUGCCACAAAUCCGAAAACUACCCACCAGCUAAAAUGGCCCAUCCUGGGCCAGCUUGUCUUUUCAUCCAAGUUUCAGAAGUUGGAAACAUUUAAACCCCCAAAGGAUAUUUACUUAAAGUCACUUCAUCUUCAGAAGCCUCUGGAAUCCACCUGGACCAAGACCAAUAGCCAGUUCCUAUCUGGUCCUCAAAAAUCAAGUAGCCCUUUCACCCCCCUCCAGAAAGAGCUCUUCUUAAUUAUGAAUUCUUACCGGGACCUGUUCUACCCAGAAAGGACUGCCCUAAAGAAUGGGGAAGAGAUCCGCCAUGUGUACUGCCUGCAUGUGAUAAAUCAUGUCCUCAAAGCCAAUGCCCGGGUGCUUGCCAACAAUAGCAGACGCCGAAGCCAGAAACUUGGGGUGGGUGAUGAUGAUGACUUCAGGGACCAAGGGCUAACAAGGCCCAAGGUACUGAUAGUGGUGCCCUUCCGGGAAGCUGCUCUGCGGGUGGUGCAGCUCUUCAUCAGCCUCCUUGAGGGCGACAGCAAGAAGAAAAUCAUUGUGAGCAACAAAAAGAGGUUUCAGGGAGAGUACGGGUCAGAUCCCGAGGAGAGACCACCGAACCUGAAGAGGCCUGAGGAUUAUGAAGCUGUGUUCGUGGGCAACAUUGAUGACCACUUCAGGAUCGGAGUGGCAAUACUUCAGAGAAGCAUCCGACUCUAUGCCCCCUUUUACUCCUCGGAUAUCCUCAUUGCUUCCCCUCUGGGCUUGAGGACCAUCAUUGGUGGAGAAGGAGAGAAGAAGAGAGAUUUUGACUUUUUGUCUUCUAUCGAGCUACUCAUCAUUGAUCAAGCUGACAUUUACCUGAUGCAGAACUGGGAGCACGUUUUGCAUUUGAUGAACCACAUGAACCUACUGCCCUUGGACUCUCAUGGUGUAGAUUUUUCUCGAGUGCGGAUGUGGAACCUCAAUAAUUGGUCCAAGUACUAUCGCCAAACACUGCUGUUUGGGGCCCUCCAGGAUGCCCAGAUCAACUCGCUGUUCAACAAAUACUGCGUCAAUUUGCAAGGCCAGAUGGCUGUGAGGAACGUCCCUACGACAGGUUCCAUCAGUCAUGUCCUGGUACAGCUCCCACAUGUCUUCCAGAAGAUGGAAGCUGGAAACCUAGUUUCAGUGAUUGAUGCCAGGUUUAACUUUUUUGUGAACAAGAUCUUGCCUCAGUAUCGUGAUGCAGUCAUGUCUCACACACUCAUCUAUGUCCCCUCCUACUUUGACUUUGUGCGUCUCCGAAAUUAUUUCAAGAAGGAAGAACUGAACUUCACCCAAAUCUGCGAGUACACCCAGAAGUCUGGUGUCUCCAGGGCCAGACACUUCUUCCUUCAAGGAGAGAAACAAUUUCUACUAUUCACAGAGCGCUUCCAUUUCUACAAAAGGUAUACAAUAAAAGGCAUCAGGAAUCUGAUUUUCUAUGAACUGCCAACAUAUCCACACUUCUACAGUGAAAUCUGUAAUAUGCUGAAAGCCACCAGCAGAGGAGAAGAAGCCACAUGGACCUGCACUGUCCUCUACUCCAAGUAUGAUGCCCAGAGGUUAGCUGCUGUGGUUGGUGUGGAGCGUGCAGCACAGAUGCUGCAGUCCAAGAAGAAUGUCCACCUCUUCAUUACUGGGGAAAAAUGAGAUUCUGUGGGACAGGAAAUGGCAUUUGGCAUGAUACAUAAUGCUUGAUUCUGUGCCACUUGGACCCAAUUCUGAUUACUUGUACAUCUGAGAGGAGAGGGAUUAAUACAAGGAAAGAGCACCAGGCGGCGUCAGUGUUACUGGAUACUUCUUUCUUUUCAGGUCCUGUGUCCGUGAAAAGUUCAGUAUAAACCAAAUUUUGGUAAAUCACAUCUUUCAGAGGUCGAGAGGGUCUGGAAGGACUGUGAGAAGUUGAUAGAAGUACAACUUUUACUUGUGAAUCUUUUUGUAAGCCAUAAUUUCUUUAUGAUGAUUUUUACCUCUAAUUUAUUACACUUGGUAAAUUCUUUCAGAUUUGCCUAUUCGUUGGAUACUUUCUUAAAGUAAGGCACACACAUCAUUGCUUGUGAGAACUGGUUGUGAGAAAUUGGCAUACUUCUUGCCACUGAAUGUCAUCUUAAUUUUGGAUGGCACAGAUUUUGUGAAAUUGUUAUUUUUCCCUAGCCAAACUUUUUAUAAACCUUAAAUAUUCUACUUUAAUUCAACCCAGUAGAGUACAUUCAUUCACUGAUCUUUUUUUAAUUCAUAAUAGUAAAUGUUUUAAAAUAGUUAAAAGAUGCAUUUAAAAUCACGUUACAUAAAAUAACAUUAACUUCUACUCCGUUUCAAGAAAUAAUUGUGUUGAAACUUGAUGUUGAAAUAUCCAUCUUAAAUAUUAGUGUGUUCAUAAUUACUGUAGUCAUUUUUUGAGUCAUAUAACAGAUAAAAAUGAAAGAGAAAUUGUACUUUUUUAAACAUUUUUAUUUUGAAACAUUCACAAACAGAAAAAUUACGAGGACAGAAUGUGAGUCAUUUGAGAGUAAGUUGCCAUCCCAGUGGACCUAUCACCCCCAAAUACUUUAGUGUAUAUUUCUUAUAAACAAAAACACUGUUCUGUGUAACCACAAAACAUCCAUAAAAAGAAGAAAAUUGCCAUUAAUGUCUGUUUUAGUGUCCUUUGGCUUUCUUGACCUUGACACUUUUGAAGAAUGCAGACUAGUUAUUUUGCAGAAUGAUGUUUCUUAUGAUUGAAUUUAGAUUAUGCAUCUUUGGCUAGAACGUCGCAGAAGUGAAGCUUCAUCUUUGUCACUGUAUCCCGUCAGGUGACACAUCGUUUCAAUUUGUCCAUCAUUGAUGUUGAUAACUUUGACCACUUGUUUAAGGUGGUGUUUGCCAGACUCUUCCCCUAUAAAGUGACUCUGUUUCACUUCA